UCAAACCCAUUGAAACGGAGGCAAAACGAGGCGGCUCUCUUUUCUAAGGGCAAGGGUGCGAAAGGGGAGUUGUCCUCGCCAUGUGAUCACCCCUCCUACCUACCCACCCACCCUCCGUGGAGCUCUGGAAAUACAUUUAACUGUAAGAGGAAUAUUAUUUGCAGCCGCUCUUGGCUUCCUCCGUGCUCUGCUUUUAACGAUUUUAAAUGCUAGGGUGAUGGUUUUGAAGGGCAGUCGGGAAAAGCAACCACCCGAAACAACAUGAAGCCAGUAAUCGUGGUUCAUGGUGGAGCUGGUCGCAUCUUUAAAGAUAGAGAAGACGGAUGUCGUUCUGGUGUCACCAGAGCAGCGCUGAAAGGUUACGGUAUCCUUAAACAUGGAGGGAGUGCAUUAGAUGCAGUGGAAGAAGCUGUGGUAGUAAUGGAAGAGGAUCCUCAUUUUAAUGCAGGUCGUGGCUCUGUGUUAAAUGAGAAGGGUGAAGUGGAAAUGGAUGCCAUUAUCAUGGAUGGAAAAAAUCUAGCCUCCGGAGCAGUAUCUGCAGUGAAAUGUAUAGCCAACCCAAUAAAGCUUGCUCGCCUUGUCAUGGAAAAGACAGACCACAUGUUGUUGACGGACCAGGGCGCCUCUGCCUUUGCUAGAGGCAUGGGAGUUCCUGAGGUUCCUGGAGAGAAACUGAUCACAGAAAGGUCACUGGAGAGAUGGAAGAAAAACCUUGAGGCUGAUUCGAACCCUCAACAGUUUCAAAAAGACCUUGGAACAGUUGGAGCCGUUGCUAUCGACAGUGCAGGAAACGUUGCUUGUGCAACAUCAACAGGGGGACUCACGAACAAACGCGUCGGCCGCGUUGGUGAUACAGCGUGUAUAGGAAGUGGAGGUUAUGCGGAUAACAAUGUUGGUGCCACUUCUACUACAGGCCACGGAGAGAGCAUUAUGAAAGUGGUUUUGGCAAGACUUAUCUUGUAUCACAUGGAACAAGGAAAAUCACCAGGAGAUGCUGCUGACUCUGCCCUAGAUUGCAUGAAAACUAGAGUCGGGGGAUUGGGUGGUGUCAUUGUGAUCAGCAAUUCAGGAGACUGGGCUGCACGAUGCUCCACCCAGGAGAUGUCCUGGGCUACAGUCAAGGAUGACCAACUGCACUAUGGCAUUCAUGCUGGGGAGUGGCAUACACAACCUGCCGAAGAAGCUAUUAGCUCCCUGGGAUCCUAAGCUGAAGUGAAGGAAGUGGAAGUAACACAGCACAAUCAAGAUUAUAGACCUUCGUCGGAAACUGAAUCUGUUGUCCCCUUUCUGAAAGGAUCUUCUCACCAAAUUCCAGUUCAGAUAUUCACAGUGCUGGUCUUUUUGCAGCCAAGCUAAAAUCUAGAAGGAGAUAUAGUGGGCUUAAGGAUGGCUUUUGUGAGCAUAUAUAAGCUAUCCAAAGGUUUGGUUUCUUAGUCACACAACUGAAUUGCAGAAAGUCACUAUGCACAUCUUCAGUGGGGUGUAUUUGAUGAGAUAUGCAGUCUUCACAAUGGCCAUUAUAUUGAAGGCAGCUUCUCCUAUAAUGUGAUUAUGCUUGGAAACCAGUGUCCAUGAUAGACCAAACGUAGUCUGGUGUCCCAGAUCACACUUUUGCUUUUAUCUUAUGUGCCCAUGUCACAGUCCUCUGUAUCCCUCCAUCACGCCUCCCUUGAACUGCUCACCUGGGCCUGCUCACACCUCGCCUGCCUCUGUCUCUGUCCUCUGGAUCUCUCCUGAGCCUGUGUGGUGUAGUGGUUAAGAGCAGUAGACUCAUAAUCUGGUGAACUGGGUUCGCGUCCCCGCUCCUCCACAUGCAGCUGCUGGGUGACCUUAGGCUUGUCACACUUCUCUGAAGUCUCUCAGCCUUACUCACCUCACAGAGUGUUUGUUGUGGGGGAGGAAGGGAAAGGAGAUUGUUAGCCGCUUUGAGACUCCUUAGGGUAGUGAUAAAGCGAGAUGUCAAAUCCAAAGUCUUUGUCGCCUUCUUCUCUCCUACUCCUACCCACCUUUCCUCGGCCACUUCCCUAGGUCAUUAUGCUACCCAUUUUCCAAUUCCUUGGCCUAGACCUGCAUCUCCAUCCUCUGGAUCCCUUCUACUCGCUUUGCCUUGGCCGUCCACACUGCUGCUUGUAGUGCCACCUGUCCGUGGUGAAGUAAACUGCAGCAUGAUAACAACCCUAUGGUUUUAUAUACUGGAGGGAAAAUCUUAGAGUUGGAAGGGACCUUGAAGAUCAUCUAGUUCCACACUCUGUUCAUUUCAGGAGCUUUUGUUAUGUAAACUUUGAGAAGAAGUGGGAUGAUCACAACCAUAGGUUACUCCCAAAUGCUGUAACUGAAAUAUUAAGAAAUUUGCUUACAUUUUUUUCCUACUUACAAUCAGUACAGAAAAGAAAGUAGGGACAUAAUAAUUCUCAUGUUUAGGGAAACAUGCAAAAGUUUUGUUUUGAGAUAGCAGAUUUUCAUUUGAUUGUAUGACAAGUCAAAGGCCAAGUCAAAUAAUAUGAUAGGUGUCUUUCUUGAAGUAGUAUAUUAAUUGCAAGAAUAAGCUGCUGUGCAUAAAGUUGCACUAGUGUUUAUAUGGUAAUAUGUUUUUUGAGGUACUUAUAGAAAUAGAAAUUUACAGAGUGAAAUGUAUUUUCUCAUGAUAAUACUUACAAGGAAGAUGCUUCAUUUUUAGAUAAGGUAUUUGUAAUUUUAUCCCAUGCUUUUCCUUUUAUUCUUUUCAUGCUAAUGUAAUUCGGUAAUUUAAGUCUUAUUUAGAUAUUGCCUUGAUCCCAUACCACUUUUUCCAUCUGGGAAAUAAUCAGUGCUAUGUUGAUGCACAACAUUUUCUUAUGAAAAUAAAUGCCAAUAAAAUCUAGUACAGUGUAUUUUAAAAGUA
Molecule: messenger RNA, 2881 nt
Organism: Podarcis raffonei (Aeolian wall lizard)
Lineage: Eukaryota; Metazoa; Chordata; Lepidosauria; Squamata; Lacertidae
Gene: ASRGL1
Product: asparaginase and isoaspartyl peptidase 1
Exons: 7
Coding region: 262-1206 (314 amino acids)
Molecular function (GO): asparaginase activity
Source: RefSeq, a predicted model, not a curated record